Messenger RNA from Olea europaea var. sylvestris, 2151 nucleotides. RefSeq names its product aldehyde dehydrogenase-like. Gene Ontology annotation, molecular function: aldehyde dehydrogenase (NAD+) activity. NCBI's taxonomy places the organism in Eukaryota, Viridiplantae, Streptophyta, Magnoliopsida, Lamiales, Oleaceae. Gene Ontology annotation, biological process: aldehyde metabolic process. The transcript has 10 exons. Gene Ontology annotation, cellular component: cytoplasm. The coding region runs from base 505 to 1935 and encodes 476 amino acids. The record is from RefSeq and is a predicted model, not a curated record.
CAAGUGAUCAUUAUGGGGCUACAUAGCUUAAAACCUCCUAAUAGAUAGCAUUAGUAAAAAUGAAGAGUAAUUCUGAUUGCACAGAAUUCAUUUUACGGAAUCAAACCAGAUCUCUCACACAAGGUAGGUCUCACUCCGGAGCCCAAUGUAAUAAAAAAAUGAUAAAAAAAAUAUCGACCCCACAUGGUGUGAGACUUCUGUAAGAAGUCUGUGUGAACUGAGGUCUGUAACCCCAGCUCGGUUGAAAAAUGAAUUUGAAAAAAGCAAGCUUUUAAACGCGGCCCAAUGCAGCCUGCCAUCUUCCCCUUCCCAAAUGAAACCAAGCAUAUAAACCUCCAUAUAUAGCUCAUAACUGUCAAAAAGCAUCAAAAUAGCCGUCUCUGUAUAAAAAGGCCAUAUUCCCUUCUCUACUGCAUCAAUAUUCAUAGCACUUCAAAAGCAUUGGCUUCUGUAUCCGCACACAUACACAAACUUUAAAGUGGGGUGUUGGUGUUUGUUGAUAGUAUGGUGGUGGACGUGGCAGAGGUGGUGACGGAGCUGAAGGCAACCUAUACAAGUGGCAAGACGAAAAGCUACGAGUGGCGUGAGUCGCAGUUAAAGGCCCUGAUAAAAAUGGCCAAUGAUCAUGAGAAAGAGAUAAUUGAAGCUCUCCGUUCUGACCUCAAUAAACCAGAAUUUGAAGCCUUUGUCCAUGAGAUUUCUACUGUCAAAUCAUCGUGCAAGUUGGCAUUGAAGGAAUUACGCAGAUGGAUGUCUCCAGAAAAGGCGAAAACCUCAUCAACUACAUUUCCCUCAUCAGCCGAAAUAGUUUCAGAACCCCUCGGUGUUAUAUUGAUCAUAUCAACUUGGAACUAUCCUUUUUUGUUAUCUCUUGAUCCAGUUGUUGGAGCUAUUGCAGCUGGAAAUGCUGUAGUGUUGAAACCAUCGGAAAUUGCUCCUGCCACAUCCUUGCUACUUUCAAAGCUUCUCGGGGAAUAUAUGGAUUCCUCGGCAGUGAAAGUUGUUGAGGGUGCUGUCCCUGAAACAACCGCAUUGCUGGAGCAAAACUGGGAUAAAAUAUUCUAUACAGGAAAUGGAAAGGUGGGACGUAUUGUAUUAGCUGCUGCCGCAAAGCAUCUUACCCCCGUGAUUUUGGAGCUCGGUGGAAAAUCUCCGGUGGUUGUUGAUGAGAACAUAAAUUUAGAAGUCGCCACUAGACGGGUAAUUGGAGGCAAGUGGGCCUCAAACUGUGGGCAAACCUGUGUUUCCCCUGAUUACGUAAUAACUACAAAAGCAUUUGCUUCAAAGUUGAUAGAUGCUCUGAUAUCUGAACUGGAGAAAUUCUAUGGGAAUGAACCUCUGAAAUCACUAGACUUAUCGCGCAUUGUAAAUUCCAGUCACUUCAACCGCUUGACAAAAUUAAUGGAUGAUGAGAAGGUAUUCGGUAAGAUAGUCCAUGGAGGUCAACAGGAUAAAACCAAUCUAAGGAUUGCUCCAACUAUUUUGUUGGAUGUUCCAGAAGAUUCUAUGAUCAUGAACGAGGAGAUAUUUGGUCCUUUACUUCCCAUUAUCACGGUCGAUAAAAUUGAAGACAGUAUCAAUGUUAUCCAUGCUAGAGAGAAGCCUCUUGCUGCUUAUUUAUUUACGAAUGACAAAAAGCUAAUGGAUGAGUUCGUAGGAAGUGUCUCAGCAGGCGGUUUGUGCAUUAAUGACACUACUCUGCACCUUGCAGAGUCAUCUUUACCAUUUGGAGGCAUAGGGGGAAGUGGAAUGGGAUCAUACCACGGGAAAUUCUCUUUUGACGCUUUCAGCCAUAAGAAGGCAGUUUUACGACGUAGUUUUGCUGGAGAUAUAUCUGCAAGGUACCCACCAUACACAACUAGGAAGCUUCAACUUCUGAAGGCACUGCUGAAUGGCAGUAUACUUGGGAUUCUUCGAGCUUUAUUUGGUUGGUAAGAUCCAACCGUGUUUUAGCUAUUCCAUUUGGUCGAACACUUACAUCAGCAGUAAAAGGUCUGUGUUAAGUAUGUGCUUUUAUGAUAGAGAAUAAUGUAUUGUGGCUAAUUGGCUCCACAUUUAUUUGAACUGUUAGGCACCUUAGAAAAUUUUGUAUAUAUUUUGCAUUGUCUGAAACAACAAUUUUCAAUAUAAAUCUAUUUCAUUACGUAUUCA